Molecule: messenger RNA, 1035 nt
Organism: Rasamsonia emersonii CBS 393.64
Lineage: Eukaryota; Fungi; Ascomycota; Eurotiomycetes; Eurotiales; Trichocomaceae
Exons: 1
Coding region: 1-1035 (344 amino acids)
Source: RefSeq, a predicted model, not a curated record
AUGGCCAAAGCCACGAAACGGUCCGGAAAGGACAAAUCCUCCUACUCAUCCUCCUCCGAAAAACCUCUCACUCCCUUCGUCAAGGCUCCCUCCAUCCUCGAGCCGUUCCUCGAGCCGCUCUCCACCCAGGAGAUCUACCUCAUCCAUAUCGACACCCAUCCUCCCGACUUCAAGAAGCAGCUCUUCAUUGUCCCCGUGCUCCUUAACACCGCCAUCCUCCUGCUCGUCGCGUACCGCGUCUACAAGGGCGCCUUCGUCUACCCAGCUCUCGUGGCCACGGCCCUCGGCUUCACCACGUCCAUGAGCGUUGACACAUCGGUGAUUUCCUGGAACGAGUUCUGGGGCCACAUCCUCCGGCGGACGGUGAUGUUCGCCAUUGACUACUUCUUGGUCACAUUGUUUCUCGGCUGGCCCAUCCGAUUCAUCCGGGGCCCCGUGAAAUGGCGCCGCGCCAUCGGAUUCCGGGACCGGGAGGUUGUCGUCCGUCAGAGUCGCAAACCCUGGAGCCAGAAACUGGUGCGCAACCGCUGGAUCUACGACGACGAGAAGACGGUCCGGGAGAAGGUCGUGCCCGCCGUAUCCCCCGAGAGGGUCAAGAAGAGCGGCUUCUUGCUCGUGGACGCCAACUGGGAUCUGGACUACGACGCCAUGGUGCGCGCCCACCGGCUGAUCGACCUGACCCGGAAGGGCGAGGGCAUCCAACUGGACGAGUUCCGGACGGCGGUGCUGGUCCACACGGACGACGACGGCUGGCUGAUCUGGCGGGUCGCCGACGAGGAGUCCAAGGCGAAGGAGCAGCAGCGCGACAAGAUCCUCGCUUUCCGGAAGAAGUUGGCCUCAAUGGGCAAGGAAGACCUCUUCUUCCGAUGGGUCGAAAUGAUCCAGUUCGAGAGCACCCAGCCGGGCGGUUUCACUCCGGAGCGGCAACGCAGCGCCAUGCUGAAGGCCAAGGAGAUGUUCGAAGCCGAAAACGUUGAUUUCUCUCGUUUCUGGCAGGAAGUUGGCGGGAUGGAAGGAGAUAUACACCUGACAUAG